AUGCACAGCUUCGUCGUCGAGGCCUGGAUCAACGACGUCGCCAUAGCCAAUGUGCAACCUGAUACGCCGAGUCCUUCGAAGCGCGCACGAACGACUGAAAACGACGACGAAAUCGCAUCGUUCGAGCUUGAUACAGAUGUCGCCCGUUGGCCCAUCGCGGAUCAGCGCUGUUGCCCAAAGCUCGAGGUCGGCAUCGUCAUUCCCAACCGCGCUCGCCAGCAGACCAGCCUUUCGCGCGAUCCAAGCGAAACAUCCCGAUCCCAGUCCCGAAGCGCCUCGCCAACCAAGCGCUUCCUGAAAACGGAGAGUCUACUCAGCCUCGCGGUGCCCAUCGAGUUCAUCAAGCCGAGGCCUCUGGCGGCUGCCGUACCUAAUGACGCUUAUAAACUCAUGGAGGCACUGUCUGCUAUCGUAGCCGGGGAGACGUUGCUACCAGCGGUGCUGCGGUCGCAUCCCGACUUUCAAAACGAUCCGCAGAUCCGGAGACAUGCAUGGCGCGACGAGACGCAGCCGGCGAGCGCCGCUGCCGCCGCCGCCGAACACACAGCGGCGCUCCAGAACCAUGAGCAUCUUUGCCGUCUAGUCGACGAGUCCCUCGCCUCGGCCAAUAGACACCGGUCCGAAGCCGGCUGGAACAACCUCGUCCACACGCCCCUGCUCCAGCAUGCCACGCAGAACAUAUCACAUCUCGAGGUCGAGCCCAUCAUGUCGGCGCAAAUUCUGCCCGCCUGCCGUCCACUGCUAGCCUCGGGCAAACGAGUUCCUCUGCCGUCAUCAGAGGCGAGCACCGCCGGCAGCAGCGCAUCGGGCCGCAGCUUCGCCCCCAUCGCGACGUCGGUCCAUAAGAUGGUCGAUUACGCGCUGGUGCUCCGCCCCUCAGACACUUUGCAGACACUGAUUAAUGAAUUUCUUGCCAGCGAGCCGUGGGAGAGACAGUCGAUCAACCAAACACGUUACGAGCCGUUACGCGCACAGCCCGCACCUAUUUUCAUCGAGACGAAAACUAUUUCAGGCACAAAGGAUAGUGCGAAUAUGCAGUUGAGUAUUUGGGUCGCGGCUUGGCGCGAGCGCAUGCGUACUGUGGCAUUACGUGCCGGAUCGAAUGACAAGAUAUUAACGCUGCCGGUGAUUCAGGUUACCGGCGGCGAUGUAUGGUCGGUGCUCUACGUAGUGGACGAUGGUAAUCGCAUCCGCGUACUCGAUGGUAAUUGUCGUAUCGGCACUACAGACAGUAUAUUAGGCAUCUAUCAGCUGCAGGCAUCCAUCGCGGCGCUAGGAUGUUGGGUCGAAGAGACAUUCACGCCGUGGCUAACCGAUCUUCUCUCGCGCGCCGUGGAGAACGAAGCGUGA
Cordyceps militaris CM01 is the source of this 1350-nucleotide messenger RNA. RefSeq lists its product as uncharacterized. Bases 1 to 1350 code for a protein of 449 amino acids. The record is from RefSeq and is a predicted model, not a curated record. NCBI's taxonomy places the organism in Eukaryota, Fungi, Ascomycota, Sordariomycetes, Hypocreales, Cordycipitaceae. The transcript is spliced from 2 exons.